Molecule: messenger RNA, 832 nt
Organism: Plectropomus leopardus (leopard coralgrouper)
Lineage: Eukaryota; Metazoa; Chordata; Actinopteri; Perciformes; Serranidae
Gene: myl7
Product: myosin, light chain 7, regulatory
Molecular function (GO): calcium ion binding
Source: RefSeq, a predicted model, not a curated record
CCACAGGCUAUUAUAGGAGGGUAGAAGAUAAGAUGGGCCGUACAUAAAACCCACCCCAGCAUCACACCUCGGCUGGGAGUCCACGUACCAUCACUCAGACAUGGCAAGUAAAAAGGCCUCCAAUAAGAGACAGAGGGGAGGACAGAAGUCCUGCUCCAAUGUCUUCUCCAUGUUUGAGCAGUCCCAGAUACAGGAGUUCAAGGAGGCUUUUGGUUGCAUUGACCAAGACAGAGAUGGUGUUAUAAAAAAACAGGACCUGAGGGAGACCUAUGGACAGCUGGGGAAGGUUAAUGUCAAAGAUGAGGAGCUGGACGAGAUGUUGAACGAGGGAAAGGGUCCCAUCAACUUCACUGUGUUCCUGACUCUUUUUGGGGAAAAACUCAAUGGUACUGAUCCUGAAGACACCAUACUUGCUGCCUUCAAACUUUUUGACCCCAAUGGGACGGGCUUUGUGAAUAAGGAUGAAUUUAGACGAUUACUGAUGAACCAGGCUGAUAAAUUCACAGCAGAGGAGGUGGAUCAGGCCUUUGCGCUCGCUCCCAUCGACCCAACUGGCAACAUCGACUACAAGUCACUCUGCUACACCAUCACGCACGGAGAUGAGAAAGAAGAAUCCUAAUAAGGACUGUAGUCAGGUCAUACAGGUUAUCUUGACGUGCAGAUGAUGUUUUUAUACUGGCAGGUUGUAAUUAAAAAUGAACAAUGAUUGACUGAAUAAUAUUGGAAUAUCAGAUUCAUUCACAUCAGCUGUUCAACUGCUAUAAUACUGCAGUUCUGUAUUAGAAACUGGACUUUUUUUGUUUUGUUGAUGAGAAUAAAGUGUUCCUCAAAA